Messenger RNA from Coregonus clupeaformis (lake whitefish), 3703 nucleotides. RefSeq names its product FHF complex subunit HOOK interacting protein 2A-like. Bases 208 to 2421 code for a protein of 737 amino acids. The record is from RefSeq and is a predicted model, not a curated record. The transcript is spliced from 17 exons. Lineage: Eukaryota; Metazoa; Chordata; Actinopteri; Salmoniformes; Salmonidae.
GCCACCGUGUCUCUAGCUAGCUUCUGUGUUUACGUUGGUUGUGAGCUAUCAAGCCUGAGUCCACUUUGCGUUUUACUGUUUACAUUUAUUUUCCUUCAAUGGUCAUUAUAUGAAACCUCCAAUCUGGAUCGCGGCGGUAGCAACAGGAAGAAGAUAGAGGAAUUCUCUAGGUCUUCUCGUGAUAAACUGGUCCAGUCAAAGAACAAAAUGUUCUCAAAAUUUACAUCGAUUCUACAGCACGCAGUCGAGGCGCUUGCACCUUCACUGCCCUUGCAAGAGGACUUUGUGUAUCACUGGAAAGCCAUCACACAUUACUACAUAGAGACAUCGGAUGACAAAGCCCCCGUGACAGACACCAACAUCCCGUCCCAUCUGGAGCAAAUGCUGGACAUCCUGACACAGGAGGAGUCAGAGAGAGAGUCUGGAGAGACUGGGCCCUGCAUGGAGUACCUGCUGCACCACAAGAUCCUAGAGACCCUCUACACUCUGGGCAAGGCAGAUUGUCCUCCGGGAAUGAAGCAACAGGUUCUGAGUUUCUACACCAAGCUGCUAGGACGCAUUCGCCAGCCUCUUCUGCCACACAUCAAUGUCCAUAGACCUGUACUGAAACUAAUCCGUCUGUGUGGAGAGAUCCUGGCUGCUCCCACGGAGAACGAGGAGAUCCAGUUCCUCUGUAUCGUCUGUGCCAAACUGAAGCAGGACCCCUACCUUGUUAACUUCUUCCUGGAGAAUAAAGUGAAGAGUCCUGACCCAAAGAGUCCCGGUGCAAAGGGGGUCAGAGAGGAUUUGGCUUCACCAGACACAGGUCAGCCCCAGGCAGAGGAACAGGCAGCUGAACCACCUGAUGAGCCCAACGCUGCUGCUGACCAGUCCAACAACAACAACAUCAACAACUACAACAUAGUCAGGUCUCUCCUGAACCUCACCAAGAGCCCGGAUGGCAGGAUAGUGGUGAAGGCUUGCGAGGGCCUCAUGCUGCUGGUCAGUCUGCCUGAGCCGGCCGCGGCCAAGUGUCUGAUGGAGAACACCGAGCUCUGUGAGCUCCUUACUGACAGACUGUCAGCCUUCUACAAGGCUCUCCCCACGUCCAUUGAUCCGCUGGACAUUGAGACAGUGGAGUCUGUCAACUGGGGACUGGAUGUGUAUAACAUGAAGGAUGAUGCUGCCAUCUUCACUGGGAAGCGAGCACUCAUCUCCUUCCUAUCUUGGCUCGAUUACUGCGACCAGCUCAUCAAAGAGGCACAGAAGACGGCAGCUGCAGUGUUGGCUAAAGCAGUGAGAAAGAGGUUCUUUGUGACGGUCAUGGAGCCCCAGCUGAUGCAGACGUCGGAGGUGGGCAUCCUGACCUCCACAGCUCUGCUGAAUAGGAUCAUCCGCCAGGUGACCUCAGAGGCCCUGCUGCAGGAGAUGGUCUACUUCCUGCUGGGGGAGGAGAAGGGACCAGAGACCCUCGCCACCAUUGCCCAGAACCCCCUCCGACACAGACUCAUCGAGCACUGUGACCACCUGUCAGACGAGAUCAGCAUCAUGACCUUGCGGUUGUUUGAGCACCUGAUCCAGAAGCCCAACCAGCACAUCCUCCACAGCCUGGUGCUACGCAGCCUGGAGGAGAGGAACUACCUGGAGAACAAGCCCCAGGAGGAGAAGGAACCCCUGGAGAAUGGCCAGCCCCACGACACUGUAGACCUUGAAGAGGACCCUUUGUUCGGUGACGACCUCUCUGCCAACAACAGGUUGUCCAGCCCUGAUUGGUUGAGGAACUCCUCAACACAUAGCCCCGACCAUGCUAAGCCUGAUGGGAAGACUGAGGUCCACAAGAUUGUAAACAGUUUCCUGUGUUUGGUGCCUGAUGAGGCCAAAUCCUCAUCUCAUGUGGAGGGAACUGGUUAUGACACCUACCUAAGAGACGCACACAGACAGUUCAGGGACUACUGUGGGGUCUGUCAGAGAUGGGACUGGCGCGGCACACCCAAGGCCCUAGAUAAGUGUAACCUGGACAGUCCCUUCUUCGAGGGCCACUUCCUCAAAGUCCUCUUCGACAGGAUGGGCCGUAUUUUGGAUCAGCCUUAUGAUGUGAACCUGCAGGUGACGUCAGUGCUGUCCAAGCUGUCUCUGUUACCCCACCCACACAUGCAUGAGUCCCUGCUGGAUCCCUACAUCAACCUGGGCCCCGGCUGCAGGUCCCUCUUCUCCGUCAUUGUCAGGGUGGUUGGGGACCUCAUGUUGAGGAUUCAGCGCAUCCCAGACUUCACACCCAAACUCCUGCUGGUGAGAAAGAGACUGCUUGGCUUGGAACCAGAGGGCUUGAACAUCGACCACAUGACCCUGCUGGAGGGGGUGAUCGUACUGGAGGAGUUCUGCAAGGAGCUGGCUGCCAUUGCCUUUGUCAAGUUCCACGCAUCUGUCUCCAGCUCACCCUAACCCAGCUGCCAAGGCCAGGCAGGCAGGCCAGGACUGGACUCUCGGAGGGGAACAGGAUGGCAAAGGACAGGAUCAACAAACCACUGGUUACCUACCACUGGUCAUCCCUAUAUAGAUUUUGCCCCAAGGACAUACUGUAAGCAGGACACGUUUCAUCAAAUGUCUCGGGGCUCCACCACAGAGAAAGUAUUUUGCCCCUGCCCUACCCAGUACAGAAAAGAACAGUAUGACUGGCCACCGGGGAAGGGACUAGUGUCUUCCUCUCAGGGUGAGGAAGAGGAUGUGUGGAUGGAUGCGGAAGAGAGGGGACAUUCGCUGGACGGUUUGAGCUGGGCUGGGCAGGGCCUGCGGAGUCCCUUCAUGCUCUCUCUCUUCCUUUCUCUCUCUCCGUCUUUAUCUUUCUUGCCAGCCAAAACAAGAUGGUAGCCCCUUCACUAUGUGUGUCAUAGAGCGAGAGAAAAGGUUUAUUGCGUAUUUGUGCGUGUAUUUAUUUCUGGAUUUCAGACUGCUGUUUGUAAGUGGCAAUGCCUUAGUGUUGGAUUAUUACGCCUUUUCAGUUACACUUUUAGGGGAUUGUUUCCUAUUGAAACAUUUUAUCAUGUCUAAUAUAUUCAUUUUCUGUCAGAUUAUAAAUGUCUCAAAAAGUCUGGGGAAAAUAUAGACAAAUUAGCCCUUCUAUUGUUUACCAAAAUCAGGUAAUUCGCUCGAUUUGUUUGAAAACAAGACAUACAAUACAAUUAAAAAGUUGUAUUUAUUUAACUUCAUUUUGUGAUGGAGAAGUUUAACUGUAGUAUCUGAGAUACUAGAGUCGCUGUGGCAGAAAUGGCCCCCAUAUUUAUUCUCACCAUUUUGCUUUCAGGUUGCCUUUUUAACUGAUACGUAUUUGUAAUGAGAAAAAAAAAGUUUUUAAACCAAGUGAAUAUAAUUCCCAUUAUAUGGACUAACAGGAGAGACGAGCUCAUAAUGCUUUGUUUGCAACAAAUCCAUAAAGUUUUGAAUUACCAUGACUUGUAAACUUAACUGUGGAGAUGUGUUAGUGUUACCAUUGCUUAGGCUACCUACCUAUCCAUGUUAGUUGUUGUGCGUAUUUCUUAUUGCUUGCACCUUCAACCUCACUAGCAAUGGGGUAACGUUAGAGUAAUGUGGCUUCACAUUUUGUAGAAUGUGGAUCCUGAAAUGACAAAUUCUGUGGAUUUGCACAUGGACCUAUAUAUAAAUAAAUAAACUGGGUGGUUCGAGCCCUGAAUGCUGAUUGGCUGACAGCCGUGGUAUAUCAGACCAU